Molecule: messenger RNA, 298 nt
Organism: Podarcis lilfordi (Lilford's wall lizard)
Lineage: Eukaryota; Metazoa; Chordata; Lepidosauria; Squamata; Lacertidae
Source: the annotation of a GenBank genome assembly
UGGGGAGGGAAACAAAAAGAACUCCACAGCACCCCCCCUUUAACGCUUCCAUUUCAGCAGACUUCAGCAAGGAUGUUUCUUCACCUUUUAAAUGUCACAACUUGCCUCCCAAACCUUCUGGUGCACACGCUGAACUGGCAGGGAAAGUUCUUACAUUCCUGAAUCAGCAGAAUGAGAGCAAUUAUGAGGUCUCUCUUUGGCAGCAAGGAGUCGACGGGGCUCGAUCCAAGCUCGUCAGCGAUAGGCAGAGGCUGUGUGACCCCAGCCGUGUUUGGGGAAUUUUGAGUUUGGAGAAAAG